Amphimedon queenslandica is the source of this 7665-nucleotide messenger RNA. RefSeq lists its product as uncharacterized. The record is from RefSeq and is a predicted model, not a curated record. The coding region runs from base 99 to 7568 and encodes 2489 amino acids. Gene Ontology annotation, molecular function: G protein-coupled receptor activity; calcium ion binding. NCBI's taxonomy places the organism in Eukaryota, Metazoa, Porifera, Demospongiae, Haplosclerida, Niphatidae. Gene Ontology annotation, biological process: cell surface receptor signaling pathway; G protein-coupled receptor signaling pathway. The transcript has 30 exons. Gene Ontology annotation, cellular component: membrane.
AGCAUGAUGGAAUUUGGGGCAGUGCCUAAAAGCUUAUGUAAUAGGAAGAAAUUGAAGCAUAAUUUUGCUAGCCCUAGUGACUGUAUAGCUUUAAUAAUAUGAUUUUAACUUUUCUGUUUGUUAUUUUUUUGAAUGCUGCACUCUCUUGUGGUCAAGUUGUACCUGAAUGCCCUGACAAAGGAGAAACAGUCUGUCUUGGCCAUAGCACUAGUAGAGUAUCUAAAAGCAUUGGAAACACAGUAUCUGAUAUACUAUUAGAUGCACAUGAACAAUUUUGUGGCUGUCGAUACAUAAAAGAUAAUCUUGUCAUUUCAAUUGGUAACAGCCUCUCUGAUGCUGAUCAGCAUUUAGUGGAGGCUAAUUUCUCAUUCUUGUACUAUGUGAGGGAAAUUAGUGGUUACCUUGAACUUAGUGGUAUACCAUACAUUAAAAAGCUGUCCCUACCUAGCCUCAGGCUCAUAAGGGGUGAUACCUUACGAUUGUCUCGUUAUGGCCUAGCAGUGUCUGGAAGAAUUGAAAUGCUCUUUAUGCCAAACUUAACUGAAAUCAGUAAAGGUGAUGUGGUAUUGCUUGGUAACUCUGAUGGACCAUACCUGUGUAACGUUCUAUCAGUUAAUUGGACUGAUAUUGCUCCAUUUGGUCCUUCUGGUCAUAGAUUCGAGACAACAGGAUGUUCAGAUUCUAAUAUCAUAGAUUGUGAUGCAUUAAACUGUAACUCUGGCUAUUGCUGGUGCAAUGAUACCAGUUGCUGUCAACCAUUAACUUACAUUAAUUGUAACUGUAACAACAGUCAACGUUGCUAUAGAAGUGAUCAUACAACACAUUGUUGCAAUUCAGAGUGUGCUGCUGGGUGUAUUGGAGGAGAAAACGCUGAUCAGUGUAGGGCUUGUAAAAAUGUUUUGGAUGAUGGUGUAUGCCUUGAAGAAUGUCUCAUUCAAGAACCCCCCAAUGUUAAUAAUAAGUCUAAUUCUGACCUGAAGUUUGAAGCUAAACCGCUAUGUCUCAGCAGCUGCCCAGAUGUGCUCUUUGAGUUUGGUACAAUUUGUGUUGAAAGUUGUCCAGCAAAUUAUACAUCUGUACCCACAAGUCGUGGAACAAUGAAAUGCAUUCCUUGUGACAAAGUUUGUUUUCAAGAAUGUGUGGGCGGUAUUUUUGAUUAUAGUAAUCCUGGAGCAUAUGCUGGGUGCAUGAUAAUUACCACAUCAUUGAGAAUUGGGAGCAUACCUGUUGGUACAAAUAAUUCAAUUUUGAAUGUUCUUAAAGACAUUAUUGAGAUACGUGGCUCCUUAGAUAUUAGCAGUUUUAGUGACAAAACUUUUCCUUACCUAUCAAACCUGAAAGCUGUGGGAACUAACUCCGUUCAAGUAUUAUCAACUCAAUCUUGCCAGGGGUUGAGUGAAUACUUUAACCAUUCUAUUAUAGUAUCUGACACAAGUCUAGUCAGUAUUGAUCUUUCAUCAUUGGAGACAGUGAGUGGUGGUAUACGACUGCACAAUAAUCCCUCACUUCAUGAUAUUGGGAACUUGUGUUACUACUUAAUCAACGAUAAUGCAUCAUUGUCGUCAAGUUGUGUUUUGGAUAAUCAUAGAUUAAUCAUGAACGAAUGUGCCAUUACUUCUGUAGCUAAUGACAACUGCUCUAGCUGCAUUGAUUUGACUCGUACACCAGAAGCCAAUGGAAGCUCAGUUGUUGCAACCACCAUUCACCUCAUACAUGAUUCAGAAAUUUUUGAGGAUGAUUGCGUGACUUUAAAAAGAAUCGCAUGGCUUGAGACUCAUGAUGGCACUAAUCAAUUGACCUAUAGACCAUAUCACCAUGGAGGAAUAUGGAAUGUAAAUGAAACUAGCUUCAAUAAUAUAAGUCCUAUCCUUGCUCAUGGAAAUGGAAUAUGGAGAGUCUUUGGUAUUAACUGGAAAAAUGUUACAUGGACUGAUCUUAGAAAACCUCUCUAUUCAGCUCUAGCGGCAAGGCUACUCAUUCAUCAGAUUACUAACGGUGCAUCAUUAUGUCAAAUAUCUACUCAAGCUAACAUGUGGUCAAGUACAUACACCAGUAGCAGAAAAACUGUGGAUUACUACUUAAAAUUAAAUUCAGAGCUCAACGUCACCCAACAAAUCAAUAUUACUCAAAUUGGUCUUGGAACUAGUGAUUUGGUCAAUCUUUCAUCAAAUGAGUGGGCCUACUUUUCACUUAAUGUAUCUGAAAAUAUCUCUCUAAUUAUAGUAUCUCUUUUAGUGGAUGUUGGAAAAGCAUCACUCUAUGUUUCUAAUAUUGGUCUGCCUUCUGAUUCAUUCCACUGUGCUCAAAUAAAAGAGACAUCUGAAAAUGGAUAUGUGUAUUUAUCGUUAAAUCAAUUUAGUUCUUAUGGAUCUCAGGAUAUCUUAUUCAUUGGUGUAGUGGGACAUAAAAAUUAUAAUAUGACAACUGCUUCCCUGAGUCUUAACGAUGCUCAAAACUCAUAUAAUUUUGUUCAAAACUUGGGAAGUGAUUCAGAAUGGUUUGCCAUUGGAAUUUUUGGAAAUAAAGAGGAUGUAGAACCCCUUCCUUUUUCAAUCUUUGUCACCUCUGAUUCGAAUGAAACCUUUAAUAUUUCAGUUGAGUCUUAUAGUGGCCAGAUAAUGACUGCUAAAGUGAAACCUUUUGAAACAACAAAAUUUUCGUUAUCACAUUUGUAUACUGUGACAAACGUCAAUGAUACACUCAAUGGUCUCAUCAUUAAAGCAGAAGGUGGUCAUAGAAUAAGGGUUUCAGUCAGAUAUUUCUCUAGUGAUUCAUACUUAGCUCUUCCUUUGAUUAAGUAUGAUGGAGUUACAGAAUACACAUACAUUGCUGUUACACCAACAUUGGUUUCUCCUGGCACAAAAAGUAAAAUUCUCAUAGUGUGUGGCUUUAAUGACACAUCAGUCACUAUAAUACCUUCUGGAACUGCUUUAGUUUAUUCGCCACAUGAAGGCCUCAGAGAAAUUGAAUAUUUAACUAACAUAACCAUUUUAGCAAUGAAGUUCCAAACAAUACUAGUUGAAAGCGAUGAGCUGUUAAUUGGGACAAAAGUAGUUACAAGCAAACCAGUGACAUUUCUCUCUGGACAUCAAUGUGUUUCAAAAUCUGGUUCCAUGAAUGAGUCAUGUGAAUUCACAAUAGAGCAGAUACCACCAACAGUCAAUUGGGGGCAGAACUUUAUUUUUUCUUCUCUUCCUUCUUCUAAUGAUUCUCGUCUCUCUAUAACUGCUGCAGAGCCUGACACUAAAGCUACCAUAUCAUGUGAUGGAUUUAGUGCUGAUUGGGAACCAAUUACAAUCUCCAACCCAUCCGGUUAUAUUGAAAUAGUUGUAAAUGCUGAUGACAAUUUCUGCAGCAUUGUCGCAGAUAAGCCCUCCAUGGUUAUGGUGGUGAGUUCAUCUACUCACACUGAGAGGAGUAUGAUGUCACUAGUGCAUCCAAUAGAACAAUACUCUGAUGCUAAUUACACAUUUGCUGCACAUAGUACUUUGAUGGGAGAAGAUCAUCUUAAUCUUAUUCUUGAUGGGAAUGUACAUGAUGUCCUUCUUAAUGAUGAGCCAGUGAUUAUUCAGACUCAGUUUUUGAGUAUUCAAGGAAGAGAGACAUUUAGAUAUGGACUUCCAUUGGAAUUAGACAAUGUAACCUAUUCUGUGUCUAUAAAGAAUGGUGCAAGAGUUGGGACUAUGUUGUAUGGUUUUGAUCAAUUUCUUGGUUAUGGGCAACUCACUGCUACUAGCCUUUAUAUGGUACACAAAAGUAAUAAUCAUUUGUCAGUCAAUGUAACUAGUCAUAUUGUACAGUAUGUAGCUGGUGACAAUAUUGUUUUAAUGUGUUCUACUAGUGGUUUGCCUGUGUAUGCUAUACACUGGAUGAAGGAGGAUUCCAUUAUAUAUCCUUCAUGUAAACUUUCUAUCUCAAGUUGUGGUCCUAAUUCAAGUAUGCUUAAUGUAUACAAUAUUGAUCCUUCUGAUGCUGGUGUGUAUCAAUGCAUUGCUCAUAGCUACUAUAGUCAUUCAGUGGCUGCGAGUGCACAACUAAGUGUUAUUGAGCCUUCACAAGAUAAUUAUAAAGUACCUGUUGUUAUGCCAGCUAUACCUAAUCCUACUUGGACAGUAAAAAAUAGAAGUCAUUGUUUAAGUUUUAACAUUAGCAAUGCUGUACCAAAUGUUACCAGUAAUCACAUAUGGUGGCAUCACAAAUCAUUUGGCGGACAAGAAAAAUAUUUGGAUCCAAGUGACACUUCAAAGUACUCAUUUAGCAGUAAUAAUCAUCACAUCAUGGUGAAAGAACCUCAAAUACAUGAUAGUGGGAAUUAUACUAUGAUAGUGAGAAAUGAAGCUGGGAUUACCAAUAACACAAUAACUUUUAAUGUGUAUGUUGCUGCAACAAUAUUUGGCAUACCUCCUUUCAAUCUAAGAGGACAAGAUGGUGAAAGUGUUACUUAUGCAUGUAUUGCUGAUGGUGUUCCCAGACCAGAAAUAACAUGGACAAAAGAUGGAGUUAGCUUGGAAAAUUCAAAGCGAAUUUUUAUUAUGUCAGAAGAAAGACCCUGUUGUGAAGAGAGACUUGAGUUGAUGAGCACUCUCACUAUUAAUGAACUCAACUCAGAAAUAGAUAAUGGUACUUAUUCGUGUAGGGCCAAUAAUGCAGUUCAGCAAGAAGCAGUGUUGAUGAUUCCUUUUUCCCUUAAUGUCUUACCUCCAACACAAAUUGAUCGCUGCACCAAUAAUCCUUGUGGUCAGUUUGGAUCUUGCUCCAACAAAUUACACACUUAUUAUUGUACUUGUCAUGGUGGAUAUACCGGAGACAGAUGUCAGUAUACUGUUCUAGCUUUUGUUGAGCCACAGUUCACAGAGACUCCAAAGGACACAAUUGCUAAUCUUUAUUCUGCAGUUAAUUUAACUUGUCGAGCCACUGGCUCCCCUAAUCCAGUGAUAGUUUGGUAUAAAGAUGAUGAUAUCAUCAUUAAUAACAAUGAUGAUAUCUCAGUGUUAAAAAUUCCUGAACUAAGGCUGAGCAAUAGAGGAUUUUAUCACUGUGAAGCAAGAACAUGGCACAAUGAAAAGAUGAUUAUAAAGACUUCUGACAAAGCACUCGUAAGAAUUAAAGGUGUAGUUCAGUAUGAGACACUCAUAAAAGGUAUAGAGAGCUCUGAAAAUAUUUUACUUCUGAUACGAAGUUCUUUUAGCUCUCAGUAUUUUCCUGGAAAUACAAAGUUGCUUAAUGUAGACAUUAGUAAUGACUCAAGUUCAUUAGAAGCACAUUACAGGGUCAUUGUUACACUACUGACAGAUCAAAAGCCAAGUAAUAUUUUAGCAUUAUCACUUUAUGAUCAACUACAAAGCAGUCCUGAGAUAAGCAUCAUACAGAUUGAACGAUUUGAUGGCUGUAUGCCAGACACUACAAUCAUUCCUCCUCAUACAAAUGUGACAGACCUUAACGUUACCAUCACAUGGAAUGAAACAGAGCUAGGGUCAGAUGUACAAGUACAUUGUCCAUGUGGAAAUGGAAAUGCAUCCAUGGAGUUUAAUCUUACGGCAACUAGGACGUGCCAAGGAAAUUUUAAAGAUGGAGCAAUGUGGAAGGAGCCUAAUGUAUCAUCUUGCAACAUUAGUGAUUUUGCUCGCGAGAUUUGUAGACUAACAGAAUUUCCAUUAUCAGAAAGAGUUAUGGGGCUAGUUAAUUUGACAGAUGAAAACUCUCACAUUGCUGAUCGUACUGAUGUUACAAUAAUAACAGAAGUUUUACUAACAACAACUACAGUAGUCAGAGGAAACUUCAUAUUAACGGAAUCUUAUUUGAAUGUUGUGGAUUACAUUCUUGGGAUUAAUAUGGCUGUCUUACAACAAAGCCAAAUAUCCUUCAACACAUCAGCAAGGAUUCUAGCAUCUAUUGAACCUAUAAUAGCUGAAAUACCUCUUACUAAUCUUGAUGAACCAGUAUUUAUUGUUUUUGAAAAUUUUGCAACUUCUGUUAUUGAAAUUGAGACUGAACAAUUUGAUGGUCUUACUUCUACUUUUGAUGCAAACAACAGCAGAAUUGAAUACACAUUUGAGUUCAAAGCAUCAACAACAACACUGCAUAGCAUAUCACUUCCUAGUGAUCUCCUGAGCUCCAGCAUUAACCUAACUAAUUCCACAAGGGUUAUUAAUAAUUUAUUUUUAAAUGAAGGCCUCUUUUUAAGGAGAAAAAAUGACUCGUUGAAAGUCAAAAGCUUUAUAGUGUCUUCGACUUUUGUGAACACAUCAAUCAGAAACUUAGAAAAUCCACUAAAUGUCACAUUCCCUUCUAGUAAUAAGGAUGACUUGGAUGAAUCUAAAAUAAUCUGUGUGUUUUGGGAUCCUACAUUAGAUGAAGGGUAUGGUGAUUGGUCUAGUGAAGGAUGCAAUCUUACCAUUAUUAAUAGCAAGCUUGUCUGUAUAUGUGAUCACCUUACAAAUUUUGCUAUUUUACUAGAUGUUUCUAGUAGAACGAACAUUAGUGAGAAUGAAGGACAAUUUGAUGUAUUUCUUGAAGCAGUCUCUUACAUUGGAGUCAUUAUAUCAAUAAUCUGUAUUAUUUUAACACUUUUCACUUACAUAGCAGCAAAGAAUCUGAGACAAACAAUUUCUGGUCAGCUAAUAAUCAACUUAAGCUUUGCUCUUCUUGGGCUUUAUGUAUCAUUCAUUCUAGCAGUACACAGUCGUCAUGUUGAGAUUAUAUGUGCAGCCAGUGGUAUUAUCCUUCAAUAUUUUUUUCUUGUUACUUUCCUUGCUAUGGGUUGUGAGUCAGUUAUAUUGUACAGGGAACUUGUCAUCAUUGUAGGAGAGAGAAGAGAUGGUGUAGCAUUGAAGUCUGCUCUCAUUUGUUGGAUUUUACCGAUUUUUAUUGUACUUUUCUGCUUUGCUCCAAAUUACAAGAAUUACAUUCACAGUGCAUUCUGUCGAGCUUUUGGUAUUCCAUUUUACAUUGGAACAGUUGCCCCAUUUAUUUCUAUCUACGUAUUCAACUGUUUUAUAUUCACUAUCAUCAUGGUUUCAUUGCUACGUAGAGCCCAGUCCUCAUCAGCAGUUAAACUACCAACCCAUACUUUUGCAAAACAACAGCUUGGUGUUGCCAUUUCUCUCUCUAUUCUUUUUGGGAUAAGCUGGGGCUUUGGACUUUUUGCUUCUCAACAUGUCUACAGUAAAGACACAAAAUUUAUACGAGACAUCUUUGCUGCAGUAUUUGUUGUUUUGACAUCAUUUCAUGGAUUUGGUCUUUUUGUAAUGCAUUGUGUCCGCCCAAAAAAAGUUAGAAAAGAAAUUCUAACAAUGUUUAAAUCGAAGAAACUGAUCAUGUCUACAAAUAAUGAGCACAAAGAGAAUUUUUUCACUUUAAUCAGAAAUCAAAACUCUUCAACUCCUUACAAAAAGCAGAGGAAUAAAACUUCACCACUAAAAAAGAAUGAUUUUUUAAAAACGAAUGAAUAUGAUACAAAUUUUAACACUUUUGCUGCUGAGACUACUUUUAUGAAUUGUGAAGAUGAGGAAAAUAGUAAAAUGCAAGCUGGCAAAGGUGAAGUGCUUGAUUUGACUUCCGAACCUUGAAACUCAAUUGUCUAUUCAAUACGGUUUUGAUAUUGUCAAUAUAGUUUAUAAUUGUAGCUUAUAGUUGUAGUCUAAUUUUUAUUUUUUUAAACACAGA